AUGUCCAACCACGCUGGCGAUUCGUACGCACAAGAGGACGCGCCCAUGCGAGCCAUCUCGGGUCACUACGACGACCAGGAACGGCCUCGCCAACGCUCCCGCUCCCGCUCCCGCUCGCCGUUGCCUCCUCGCUCGCGUGAUGGUGCAAGUGCUCGACCUCGUUCCCGUUCUCGUUCACCCCCACCUCCCAGGUGAGUCAUGUCGUGGUUUCCGUGUUCUUUGGAAAUGGUGCUCAUCCACUUCCUCCUCCCUCCACAAUCGCAGGCGCUACGAACCUCCUCCACCCCGUCGACCGGCGCAUGCUCCUGUGUGUCAUCUGGCAGUGCACUCCGACCCCAUGGUGACCCCCAAGCUACAGCCCAGCUGACGCUUUCGUUCUAUCCUUCUAGGUUGCCGAACCCAGCAACGUGCUCGGUGUGUUUGGUCUCUCGAUCCGCACGACCGAGCGCGACCUCGAGGACGAGUUCUCGCGUUCCGGCAAGGUCGAAAAGGUCGUGAUCGUGUACGACGCCCGUUCGGAUCGAUCGCGCGGUUUCGGCUUCGUGACCAUGGCCGAUAUCGACGGUGCCGACAGGGCCAUCAGUGAUCUCAACGGCAUGGAUCUGCACGGUCGUCGUAUCCGCGUCGACUUCUCCGCCACUAAACGACCCCACGACCCGACCCCGGGACAAUACCGCGGCAUCAAGCGUGACGAAGACGACUUCCCCCCUCGACGAGGUGGUGGAGGAGGCUACGAUGACCGAUGGGGUUCUUCGCGAGGUGGUGACGAUCGUUGGGCUCCUCGCGCCCCUCCUCCUCGCAGGGACGACUAUUCCCGACGCGACGACCGCGACGACCGCUACUCGUCGCGUAGGGACGACCGUGAUCGCGAUGACCGAUCGUCCGGACGUAGGGACUACGGUGGCGGAAGGGAUCGUUCGAGGUCGAGGUCGCCCCCUAGGAGGCGUCGUGACUCGCGCAGCCCUAGUCCUCCUCGUCGUGAACGUUCGAUUCCUCCUCCCCGCGAGUACUAAAUGGCUCUUCGACGCAUCUGGACCGGUGAGUGCAGAAACACGAUAAUUAGAGCGUAUCGUGGUUCCGUCGCUGAUCUACCUACUUCUCUCGCCAAAGGAAAGCCGGCUCUCUUCCAUUCACAUUCGAACUGUCCUUGGGACAUUGAAAAGCAAUCGGCCAUUAGUGACAAGCUUGGAUGA
Messenger RNA from Microbotryum saponariae, 1193 nucleotides. The record is from the annotation of a GenBank genome assembly. Lineage: Eukaryota; Fungi; Basidiomycota; Microbotryomycetes; Microbotryales; Microbotryaceae.